AUGGGUAACUUUGACUUAGAAACCUUUAAGAUGGAAACUCCACAAUUUGAUCCAAGAUUUCCAAAUCAAAAUCAAACCAAACAUUGUGCUCAAUCUUAUAUUGAUUAUCAUAAAUGUGUUAAUGUUAAAGGAGAAGAAUUUGAACCAUGUCAAAUUUUUUUCAAAACUUUUACUUCGUUAUGUCCAGUUGAUACUGUUGAUAAAUGGAAUGAUUUAAGAGAAGCUGGUAAAUUCCCAGUCAAACUUGAUUAA
Messenger RNA from Hyphopichia burtonii NRRL Y-1933, 252 nucleotides. RefSeq names its product cytochrome c oxidase subunit VIb. Gene Ontology annotation, cellular component: respiratory chain complex IV; mitochondrion. The coding region runs from base 1 to 252 and encodes 83 amino acids. The record is from RefSeq and is a predicted model, not a curated record. NCBI's taxonomy places the organism in Eukaryota, Fungi, Ascomycota, Pichiomycetes, Serinales, Debaryomycetaceae. The transcript has a single exon.